Messenger RNA from Caenorhabditis auriculariae, 17504 nucleotides. NCBI's taxonomy places the organism in Eukaryota, Metazoa, Nematoda, Chromadorea, Rhabditida, Rhabditidae. The record is from the annotation of a GenBank genome assembly.
AUGCCCACCUUGAAUGCCUCGGCUGCUGCGUGGCAGCCGCUGCCGAACCGCCCAAGUGAAAGCUUGCCGGCCACGCCCACCGACGACGGCGGCCGCCGCUGCUCCGCGGAGCCACCGAAACUCGGCUUUUUCUCGGCGUUUUUCGCCGCCGCUUGGCACAUAUACACUCAUCUCGAUAUAUCCGCCCUUGUUUCUAGUCUUUUUUUAUUUUAUUUUUUUCAGGUUAUCUUUUUGAUUUUGGUCCCGUUACUCAUCGAUUCUUCUUCGCAUUAAUUUUUUUUUUCUGAAGUCAUUCAGCUGGUUUUGAGGACUUUUAGGACUACUGAUCAAUUUUUUAUACCAUAGUUUAAGUAUUUAUCAGAUUGGUUUUAGAUCAACUUUUUUUUUCUACUGGUUUUUUUAAGAACUAAUGAUCAGUUUUUUUCGGCUCUGGUACUGCACCUUGGUCUAAUAGUUAAUUUUAAAACCCAUUUUUUUCUAAAAAUAUUUUUUUGGACCUCCAUAUUUUUGCUUAUCUAUUGAUCAAUUUUUCACGUCCAACCCUCACUUUAUUUUUCAAGGAGGCCGGCCUUUUUUUGCCCCUCAGGUCAAAAAAAUGUUCCCGUAAGUGAUAAAUUUCAACUCAAUUAAAUUCAGGAUUUCCAAAUUUUUGGUUUUCGUUUGUUUUGAUUAUUGAUUUUUUUGCAAACAUACGCGAAUCACAGAAAGAUUCAAGUUUUUCGUGUCAAAUCAAAAACCCCGAAAAUUUGAUGCAAAUUAUUUUUUUCUUAAUUCAAUUUGCGCUUCAAGAAACCUCAGCUUCAACAAAAAAAUUGUUGUGCGUUAAAAAAAUAAAAAGCUCGAUGAAAAAAACAUAUAUUUUUCUGAAUUUUUUUAAAUUAUUAUUUUUGCACCUUAACCACCUUGUAUCUCAAAAAGUCCAAACGGGAAUAGUUGAUUACUCACUGAAAAAAACUUUGAAUUCCUAUUUUUAAAAAGGGAAUACUUUUUCGUACCCAAAAAAAUGAUCUUCACUAUUUCUAUUUUUGUUUUUUUGCUCAAAAAAACUCAUAAAUAAGUGAAAAUAAUCAAAAAAACUAUAAUUCAAAAAUUCAAAAAAACAUGAACUUUUACAAAAAAAAGUGAAGGACUUUUUAUGUUUUGAAAAUUUGUUUUCGUUAUCGUCGUGGAUUUAUCAAAAAAACACAGUUUCAAGUAAAUAGAUGAAACUUUAUUUCAAACUUAAAACUGUGAAAUCUUUCUUCAGAAAGGGAAAUCGUUGAGGGAUUCGAGGAAUUUCAUGUUUUGGCGUAAAUCAAAACGCCGCGAGUUCCUACACCGCGACGCAAAACAUGCUUGUGGCGUUUUUUACGUUUUUUUUUCUUUUCCAUUCAUUUUUUUCGAUUUCUCGUUCAGUUUGUUAUUUCAAUGUAUACUGAAACAACUGCGUAUUGAUGUUCUUUGGAAAGGGUUCAAAAUCAAUAGCGAUCAACGGUUUAUGAGCGUUUUGCGUCAAAUGAUUAGCCAUAUUUUUGCAGUUUUCAGGGUUUUUCAUUUUAAAUUUCUUCGCUAUUAUGCUCAAAAAUCUAUAAAGGUUUUUUGAGUGAAUAAGUACUGGAAGGCUCAAAAUAACAGUGAGAAUGACCUUUUGCUUCAACACCAUUAAACAUUAUAACAUUUUUCGAAUAUCAUAGGAAGCAAUUUCGAACAGAAUGUAUUGUAAAAAUCAUUGAAACAUAUCUCAAAAUGCUUCAAAAUUGGUCUCGUUGUAACGUUUUUGUACACUCAAUAAUAAUUUUUCGAUUUUUUGAUAAAUUUUUGGUUUCGAAAUAAUUUUUGCUUUUUUUUCUUCAGUUAGAUAACUUUUGAGAGUUUCAGAAUGAAGCUGAAUAUUUUUGAAGUUAUAAAUUUACUGUUUUUCAGAUUUUUUUAAAACGGUCAUUUAACAAAAAUGUUCUGUUCCAUGGUUACUUGUUUUUCAUAUUAUUUACAAUAUUUCCCGUUUCAAAGUAAUAUUUUUGUUUAAAAAUCGUUAUUGUAACUAACAAGAUCCUCGAUCAAAUCAAUCUCAUCGAUCAAUCAAUCGAAAAAAAAGAAGUUUUGGUGCCCCUGUUCCUGCAUUUUUCUUACAUCGGAGCAACCUCCCCAAACGCCCACUCGAAAUCCAGCAACCUUUUCUUUCGUCUUUCAUUUUUUCUUUUUGUUCCAAGAUUUAUCACCGGCCAUUCAUCACUGUUUAUCAAAUAAAUAACGGAAACUCUUGAAACUCGACGGCUUUUUGGAAAAAAAGGGGCCUGCCUAUGAUUGAUGGGUUAUUUUAAUUUUCUGACAAGGGGCUUUUCUUUGAAGGGAUCUUUUUAACACUUGAGUUGUUCUGUGUUGAUUUAGGACUUGAUAAAAAUAAUGAAUUAUGCUUUCAAAUUUAUGAAAAUUGUUUUUAAACUUGAAUUUUUUUUAGUGGUACUCUUGUCAUGAACUUUAUGCUGAACUUGUUCAAGUUUGAAGUUAUUCAGUUCUUCUUCAAUUUAUGUAAUCCUUAAAGUCGUUAUAAGCGUAAAAUUGAUCAAUUCUACUUUUAAAUCAUUUUUCAGCGUGUUUACAUUUUUUUAAAUUUUUCUCGUGCCAAAAAAGGAUAUCUCAAAAAAGCCUUUUUUUUCUUGAGCUAGAAAGCUUGGAUUUUUGAGAAGUUUCAUUUUAUUUUCUCGUCUUUUCGUGUUUUUUAAUCAUUGUCCAGUAAUUUUCAGCAGUUUUCGGAAUUUUUAACCAUUUUUUAUCCGAGAAAAAUAUCUCUCCUCGUUAAAUUUAGAUCUUCUUGACGAUUCUUCGAGUCUAUACGUUUCUUUCUGACUCUAUUCCUCGUCCUUUCAUUUUCUUGGCAAAUUUCAUUGAUUUGAAAAUUUUCCUUCUACCUGUCUUCCCAUGGGAAGUUUCUCAAAUCACCCUUUUUUCAAAUUUAAAAAGAAAAAUGAUUUCCCUUCCAGGUACCCCAUUGGACUUCGGGGCCGUCGUUGUGACUGAGAUUGUCGUCGCUCGGCGGAAACCCGCGACAAGUCGGUCCAACGAAAAUCACCGGUAUCUUCGGCACGAGACGAAGACGCGUGCGCGCCGCACGAUAAAAUGAUUGGCGCGCCGCGCUUUACCCAGAAGCCCUCCAUUCAGCAGACGCCUACGGUUCGUAAUCAUGCAUUUUUCGAAUUUAGUUGGUUAUUUCCGCUAUCAUUUACUUUCACUGGUUAAAAAAAAUGUUCUAGUUACAUAAUUUCAAACGAAAAGUUUCUGGGUUUGAUUCAUGGGGAUUUACCUUUAAUGAGAAGGUUUUUUUUUAGAGAAAUGGCUUUUUUGGUUGUUCUGAUUGGUAAACGGAAAUAAGGUCAAGAUGAACUAAUAUCAUAGACAAAGUCGGGAGGCUGCUGAAAGGCUCCUUUUUGCUGCCUUUUUGCGCCAUUUUCUCAGCCCUUGUUCACCAUUUUUGCUGCCUCUCCCUUUCUCCAUCAUUUCUCGAGCCUUUAAAGUCCCAGAAAAAGGGAAGGCUCGAAAAAGGGACUCUUUUUGCUGCCUUUCUGCGACCUUUUUUGAGCCUUUCUGCGACCUUUUUGGAGCCUUUCUGCGGCCUUUUUGCUGCCUUUUUCGAGCCUCUCCCUUUUAGCGGCCAGGGGGAAUAGGAGUAUAGAUUUUUUUUGUUUUACGACUUCGCUGGGUUCAAAAUUGAGUAGGUCGCCUAAAAAAAUUGACUUUUCAAAUUAAUUUUUUUAAUUAGGAUAACUUAUUAGAAACCUUGCUUGUCUUUGAAGCUUUGCUAGGCCAGGAAAAAGUUUUUAAACGUGUCGAGACCUUUUUAAUUUUGAUCCAUGCUCGUUUAAAAAUCUAGCAAGUACUUCUGUACUCAAAUGAGAUCGUUUUGCUUGUAAUAAUUUUUUUUCAACCAAAAGAACAGUUUUUAAAAUCAAAUGUUGUCCACAAACUCAAAAUUCCCUGAAUUAUUCGCUUUUAUUUUCGUUUCAAUAUGAUCCCAGCUCAAUUUUCCUACAAAAAGAGCACCAUUUCCUGAACUUUCAUAGCCCUUUUUUCAUCAUUUUUUGAUUUUCCUCCGAUCCCUACGUGAUUUUUCCACACGUACAUCUGGAGCUCGUUCCUCGCGUGUGUGUGUAGAUUGCAAUGGCUUCCGAGUAGGCUUCGUCGUAAGGGGGGAAAAAGUUUAAAAAGUAUUUCGCGACGCUUUAUUGAGUCGUUCCGAACGGCCUUGUUGUUGGAAAACUUUGUGAGACUGAAGGUUAUUUUCGAAAUUUGGGCAGGAAGUGGUAGAAAAAAUGGUUUUGAAGGUUCAUUCUGUUUUUCUUGGUAUAGAAGUCAGAAAUUUUUUUUUCGCAAAUUUUUGUUUCUAGUAUAAUUUUGGAGGGCUUUUCGACGUACCUUGGCGGAUAUUCAGUUUUAUAUUGGCUUCAUUUUUUCAAAAUUCAGGUUUAAAAUAGGUUCAGGGCGAGGUUAUUCCAGCUAGAAAGUCAUGUAUUCCGAGAUUUUUCAGUUUUUUAAUUGGUAUCAAGUUUUUUGUGAAGAUAUGUUAGAUUCAGGAUUAUUUUUUUGCCCCAGAGAGGUGAAAAGAGCAAUAAAUCGAUAAUUGGAAACUUGGCUAUUAAUACAAAUUUACUUUUACCGGUUUACUUAAAGAUUUGGGAGCUCUAGAUUUGCCUCGAAAGCCUAUUUAUCUAUUGAUCGAAGUCGAUGCAGAUACUUGCGAAAAUUCGAAAUAAAUUGCUCCAAAAUGAGUUGAAACUUUUAACGAAAUCUCUUCUGAAGCGUCCCUUUCUAGAAGCUCUAAACGAAUCUCAGUCAUCAAAAAUCGAUUUUCCUUUCAUUUGGAUUUUUCCUCGGGUCUUCGAGGCCUUUUAGAACGUUCAGUGAGAUCAACUAUCCCUUCAUUUAUAAGAAUGGAGCUUUUCCUAGACUUUCUCGAGAACUUCCAGAAUCUAGUGAAGCAAAGAUCAGCUACAAUUCGACCCAUAAGACACCAUUCUGCAGCUUUUCCCGAAACACUUUUUCCUUCCAAAAAUCUCGUGACAAAGUUCAACUAUCGAGUUUCGACUGAAGCAGAAGACGGGAAAAAAAACAAGGUUGACGUUCGUCCAGCUCGACGUCGUUUUUUUUUUUCUCGCUUCGAAAAACUCGGCAUGCUAGUGUAUGUGCUGCGGCCGAGUGUGCGUGUGUGUGGGGGCGAGGCAACUGUCCGCAUCGCUGCCAUGCCUUCGUCUCCCCAUUUUCCGCGGCGCUUAUCCUUCCGCAACGAUGUAAUACUAAAGAAACCCAUGGUUUCAUUUUUGGGGAGCGUUGAGAAGGCGUCCAGCACGAGUUCGAUCCCCGCCGUGAUGCAGUCAAGGGGUUCGAGAAGGGUUGGUAUUGGGAAGACCACAGCUUCACAAGGGGCUUAGACAUCGCUCAAGCGGUACAAAGGCCCAAGAAGAAGAAGAAGGAGAAGGGGAGAAGUACAUAUGAAGAACUGAGACCACUGCAAUUAUGCUUAUAAUGAGCUCCGGUCAGAUCGGAGCUAUGUGUCUUGAGCAACAAGGGAAACGUUUUGGUCUUCAUGGAUGGGACUAGAUCAGAGCUCAGCAAAGAGACAGAGCGUUGAGAAGGCGUCGAAGGUUUGGGGAGUUUCAGAAGGCGUCAAGCACGAGUUCGAUCCCAGCCAAGCGGUUUGAGAAGUGCUGGUAGUGGAAAAACCACAGCUUCACAAUCAUGAGCUGUCACACACACACAAGAACGGAUAUGUCACUAGAGCGAAUCCACUGAUAAUCCCUGAUAUCAGGAUAAGACCUUGGCUCGUCGACUUGGGGCUCAGACGUCGCUCAAGCGGUACAAGGGCCCAAGAUGAAAAAGAAGUACAUCUGAAGAACUUAGACCAUGCAAUUUUCGCUCAGACUGAGCUCCGGUCAGAACGGAGCAAUGUGUCUUGAGCAACAAGGGAAAACGUCUCGGUCGUGGGACUAGAUCAGAACUCAGCAAGGAGACAGAGCGUUGAGAAGACGUUGGUUUUGAGAGCGUUAGAACCCCCCAAACCAAAAAAAAUCUUCUUCCACGAUUACAAACUGUUUGACCUGUCUGCGCUCUCUUCUCUCUCGUCGGUGUAGUAACAACAAAAAAAUCAGGACUCAGACAUGUCAGACGGUCUCAAGGAUAUCUUAACCUUUUAAAAGGUUUUCUCAGCUUCAAAGUCGAUCCAAAGUGCUUCUCCACCUUUUUUCGUAUAACUGAGGUGAGGUAGGACCCAUUAAUCACGUCCGCACUUCCUCUUUCCUCUCACCUCAAGAAAGCAACAUGCCCACAAAAAAUUGUUUGUUAAUUGAGGAGGAUGGACAGUAGUUGCAUGGCAGCUGCACCAAGAGCAUUUUUGAGAAACGGCAAAAAAAAAGAGAAAGAAAAAGUUCUCUCGGGGAAAAGUGAUUGUUGGCGCCGAGGAGUACGAAGGAAGAAGUUGUUGACGGCGGCCGGCGGGGAGAGGAAAAAAGUUGUGACGACCUCUGGCAAGCUGUUUUGAUCUCGAGUGUUGACAAUCGAUCGAUAAAGGCUUAUUGAUUGAUUGGAAAAAUCAAUGGGCUUUUGAGAAAAAUGGCUAGAUUUUACUCACACUUUCGAAAAACUUUUUUUCUUUGAAAUUGUGAAAAUGGGGAUCUAGAGUUGAUUGUGAGAUUUUUGAAUAUAUUGAAAUUAUUUUUUUCCCAAGGUUUAUUAAAAAAUAAGUUAUUUUGUUGGGAGUUUCAAAAAUGUUUUAAUGGGAGCCUAUCUGAAUUUUCAGCCCUUUUUUGCGGAUUUGAAUGAACAUUUUCGAUCAUGAUUAGCUUUCUGAGGCUUUUUUACGAAGCUUGAUAUGAAUUUGGUCUUUUUCUCACUUGCUUGAAAGGAUGAAUUCCAAAACCCUAAGGCUUUGAAAACAAAAAAAAUACGAAAUAUUUUUUGAGAGAGUAGUAUGUUGAAACGUGAGUAGGAAACCGCUUUCAAAAACUUGCUAGAAUAAAUAUUUACGAAAAUAUUCACAUUUUUCCCUCAAAAGUGUAGUCCUUGAAGACGUUCCAGAAAUAAUGGGUGAUGACAACUGAGAUAUCCAAUUUCAAAGUGUAAUCUUUGCUUUUUGGUGAUAAAUAAGGUGAUUUUUCAAGUUUUUUUCAAAUUGUACAAGGGAUAUGAAUCAUUUUUUUGGGUUCUCAUAAGAUUAUAGAAACAGAAGGGGUACAUCAAAACAUUACCAAUUUUAACAAACUGAAACAUAUUUUUUUUUCUACCUUACCCACUUUUUUUGCUUUUUUAUACUUUAUCCAAAGAUUUUCGGCGUUUUGCAAGACGUUGGCAAAUACAAGUGGGUGGUUCUUUUUUUUCAAGUGAUUGCGCGUGAGAAUCGCCCCGUAAUUCGGACUGUUUGGCGGGAUGUUUGAGGGUGCAUUUGGGGAGAAAACGAGGGUUUUUUUCGAAUAAAAAAAUAGUUUUUUUCUUUGUGCAAAGGUUGUAAAAAAAUUUUUCUUAAGGUUCUAAAAAUGUUCCUUUCCAAAAAAAGUGUUACAAGCCGGCUUUUUUUCUAUCUUUCCUACAGCUUUUUCUUUAAAUCUUUUUAUUGAUUUUAUUAGAGCUGUAAAUUCUAUCUGGACAUCAUUUUCAGGUUAUUGGACAUAAGAAUUUUAAAUUUCAAUGGAUUAAAAAAUGAAAAACAAAUCGAAAAAUUCCGAAAAAGCUCAGAAUUUUUAAAUGUUUGAUCAUUUUUUUGGAGCAAAGGACCAUUUUGAUGUUAAUCGGGGGGAAAACUACAUCCUGCGUCUCUAAACGAAAUUCGGGAAGCUUAUUUGGAACGGCUAUAAAUUUAUGGAUCUUUUCAAUUCAAAGGCCCUAAUUUGCAUGACAAUUUAAAAAAUGAGCUUGAGGAAGGGAAACUCGUGAUUUUUUGAUGUUCUUACAUUUCUGAAGAAACAAGCUUUUUUGGAAUGACCACUGAAAUGACUAAAAAUUUGUGAUUUUUAUAAAAUCAGAGACCAUGAUAGCUAUGACAGUUUACGCAGCGUAAAUGAGCUUGAGGAAGGGAAAAAUUGCCAUUUUUGAGACGGACACUACACCUUGCGUCUCUAAAAAAAGCUUUUGAAGUGAGAAUUUGGCGAAAUUUACGGAUUCUUUGAGAUUAUAGGCAGUAUACGGGAAGGUUUACGCAGUGUAAAUGUGAGGCGUUGAUGAGCUUAAUUAUGGGAAAAUCAAUUUCUUUUUAAUGUUUCGAGACCGACACUACACUACUACAUCCUGCAUCUCUAAAAAAGAUAAGGAAGAAUUUAGCGAAAUUUACGGAUUCUUUGAGAUUAUAGACAGUAUACGGGAAGGUUUACGCAAUGUAAAUGUGAGGCGUAGAUGAGCUCCUAGGAACGGAAACUUGCAAUUUUUGAGACCGACACUACACUACUACAUCCUGCAUCUCUAAAAAAAACUUCUAAAGAAGUUAGCGAAAUUUACGGAUCUUUAAGAUUAUAGACAGUGUACGGGAAGGUUUACGCAACGUAAAUAACCUUAACAUAGGGAACGCAAAAGUUUUUGAAAUGUAUGCGAACCUCAAUGGCUGGAAAAAAGUAGAAAUGAAAAAAAAUUUCAUUCGCAUGACCUUUUUUUAAAGAUUCAAACGUGACCUUUCCUGAAUUUUCAUGUAAUUUCAGGGCGAUCUGCUGAUGGAAUGUCAUCUAGAGGCGGAUCCGGAGCCGACGAUCGCCUGGCAACACAGCGGAACUGUGCUGCCGCCGUCCUCUAGGGUCGUCCAGACCCUGACUCCCUUGGGUGGCAACCUCUUCAAGGCUACCCUCGUCAUCAAGGUUUUUUUUCAAAUUUUUUUUUUUUUCAUACUUGUUACAAUUAUCGUUAGAAAAGCUUCUCUAUCUUCCGCUGUUUUGGAAAAAAAUUUUAGUUUUUUUCUUGGAAUAGUCGCUCCAUCGUUAAUUUUACCGUUAAUUUAACUAUAUCAUUGUUUUUUUGAAUGACAGGACAAAGACUAUCAGAAAAAAAAAUUUUUUUUUAAUUGAUUGAUUCGAAAAAUAAAAACAGACCCUCUGAAAGUUUGAACCUUCAAAUCGCAUUUUUUUAAUGAACUUUUUUGUUUCUUUUUUUGAAUUCUAGUAGGCAUUGAUCAUUUAUCGUCAAUAUCGCAAAAAAAAAUUUUUUAAUUGAAAUUAAUAUUUUUUUACUUUUUUUAAAAAAAUUUUUUUAUCGAUUUUUAAUCCAGAAUAUUGAUUAAUUCAUUUUUUUCAAAAAAAGCCUAUUCUUUGUUUGGAGUUUAUCCUGAAGCUGUGUUUUUUUAUGGGAAGUUUUUUUAAUUGAUUUAAAAAAAUAUUUAUUGAUCGAUUUUUAGUGUUUUUUUGAUUUUUCUGUAUACUGAGUCAAUCAAAAAAAUUAUUUAUGAUUCUGAAAAAAAUCUCUAAAAAAUUCAUUUUUGAACUUUUAAGGCCCAUUUUUUAAGCCGUUCUUCAGUUUCAUUUUGAGCCUUGCAAGGCUUUAAAAAUUGCUUAAACUUUGAAGUUUCAGAACAUUUUUAGGACCAAAGAUAAAAUUUUCCGUGAAUUUUCGAGCAAGAGCGGAAUGUUAAACAGCAGUUGUUUUUUUUUGUUCAGUUUUGAUUUUUUGAACUUUUUCUCAAAAAUCAAUCGAUACUUGCGGUUGUUGCAAACAUCAAGGAGGAGAGCGUUGGAGCGCAAAAUGGCACAUCGUCGCUUCUACUGCUAUUUUUUUCUUGUCUUCGUUCUGCUCCUGCUCAACGGUUGUCCCCCACGCGUUUUCCAAUGUUACACAACCCGAGGCUCCGGCCGUCCGUCCUGUCUGUUUUACUGCGACGGCGGCUGGAUGAGCAAAAAAAAAGAUGCCGUCGACACCUUUUUGUCGGCCUGGAGAACGCGGAAAUUUUGUUUCGAUUUUUUUUUCGCCGAGAGGGGGACUUUUUAUUGAUCGAUUUCGGCCUGAGAAAAGAAAGUUUUGCAGAAGGAGCCCUCAAUGAUCAGCUCGUAAAAAAAAAAUCAUGAACCUCAUUUUUUCAAGAUUUUUUGGAAUCAAUCAUGUUUCAAGAUUGGCUGAGGCUCUCAUCUUAGACACACCAGAGUGGCCCCUAGAGGGCUCCUACAGAGCUCGUAAAGUGCUCCUUAUAGAAGUAAAAUUCAGUUAUCCUCAUAGGAUUUACGGUCUGACCCCUAAGUCCCUAAAGCUCUAGAGGGGAAUUUUCAGAGAUUCUCAAGGUUACCCCUAUAGGGACCACUCUGGCGUCCCUAAGAUAUUUGGAAUAAUGAAAAACUCUUUCGUGGACUCGAACAAAUAGCCAAAGUUCAAAAAAAAUAUUGAAGCGGAAAAUAAUAGUUAUAGUUAUCUUUCAGUUGAGCUUCUCUGAAUAAUUUUAAAGUUUUUCGAUUUUUCAUUUCUUUGCAUUUUUCUAAUAUUCAGACUGUUAAAGAAUCCCAAACUGUCAAAUCUGAAGAAAUGGAAAAUUCAUGUGGCUAGAGCUUGCUCAAAGAUUGCGCUUUUUGCACUUGGCUCGGAUUUUGCGACUGUUUGCGCAGUGGUCAAGACGAAUCGUUUGUUUCCGCAAUAUCCGCGCACACACACAAAAAAUGAAAAUCGAAUGGAUUUUCAGGUGUUUUUCGAGAAUUUAGGGGACACAUUUCCGUAGCGAUAAAUGAGCUUUUGUGAUUUUUUUUUUUGACGCUUUCCAAGGGUUUUGGAAUUCUCUCAGACGAAAAAAUGAUAUUUUUUGAAUCUUCUUUCUUCAGGUUCUUCAUAUUUUGAAUCUUCAGGUGAUAAAUCAUAGGCGCAAGGGACCUGAAACUCUCAAAUACACUGCAAAAAAAAAACCCGAGCUAAUUGAAUAGUUUAAAAUAACUGUGCGGGGGUCAGGAGAAGACCUGACGUUUUGAAUGAUUAAUGACUGGCGGCCGAACGGUGCCAAAUGCUCGUUUGGCAGAAAGGGAGCAAGAUUUGUGGGAUUGGCGAUUAGAGCUGUUAGGGGACGUUGAAGAAAAAUAAUUGCUAAUAAGGUCAUUUUUUAUAUUUGAACAUUUUCCUCUAGUUUGCUCUAACUUUUAGAAAAUAAUUUACCAAAAAGCAUCUGUAUUAUUUUUGAAUAAUGUGAGUUUAUCAACUUUUAACACCAUCCCAUGUUUUUGUUUGAGCAUUGGAAAAUAAUUUUUUUGAUGUAUUUUUUCCCCAAGUUUUUCUGAUUUAUUUCGACAGAGUUAUUUUUUUCUGUGAUUAUCUGAAUUGAAUAACUUUUAUAAAAAGGGUAAUUUUUUUCCAGGAGCCGAGUGCUGGUGAUGGCGGCGCCUACAAGUGCACAGCGAAGAACCAGCUCGGCGAAUCCAACGCCAAUAUUAAUCUCAAUUUUGCCGGUAGGUUUCGCAAAAGAUCAGCUUUUCAAUAGUUUAGGAAUGCAUGAUUUUUCCGAUAAUUCGAGCUCUUUCGCUCUGAAAAAGUCACAAAGUUUUUGGUUGAGGCUGAAAAAAAAAACUUUGAGGCCUAAUAAUAGUUUAUCAACUUUAAGGAUCGGGUGGCGAUGAGAGCAAGGCGCGUGGGCCGACGUUCGUCGGCAAGCCGCGGAUUAUUCCGAAGGACGGCGGUGCCCUCAUCGUCAUGGAGUGCAAGGUGAAGAGCGCCAGCACCCCUACCGCCAAGUUUGUCUUUUUUCCAUUUCGAAACUUGAAACAGUUUUUUCAUGAACCAAACAUUUCAAUUCAGAUGGAUGAAGGAUGGAGUUCCACUCACAAUGGGAGGCCUCUUUCACGCUGUCUUCUCUGAUCUUGGAGAUCAGACUUUCCUCUGCCAGCUGGAAAUCAGGGUUUGUUUUGGAGCCUAUCAGUUACAUUUUUGAAGAACGUUAGGUCUGUUUAUUAAUAGUUCCUGAGUAUUUUCUGAAAUGAUUAGAAAAGGCGAAAAUUGCAUUGUGUUGAUCUAAAGAAAGAAACGAAAGAAUCAAACCGGUACUUUUCUCGCUCUUCUCCAAACUUUGGCUCAUUGAAAGAUUUUGAGAGCUGCAUCUUAGCUUAUUAAAGCUCAGUUUUGGUCUGCUUAACUUUCUUGAGAGCUGCAUUUUGGUCUGCUUAAAGGCAUAGGGGCAGUAAAAAAUGGGGUUUCAGGUGAAAGCAGUAUCUUAUAUAGUUUUUCUUUGCGAAUCGAAUGGUGUACUCCAAAAGAUUACAGAUGUGACAACUUUAGAAGAAAAACGCGAUUUUACUUUCCCGCCUUUAUUUUUAAAAAAAGCUUUGGAUCGGUAUGCAGACAACUGUUUACAGUAGCUGUGCACGCCAUGUUGCGGACGUGCCAAUAGACUCGAAUUUUGUGAGAUAUAACCGGAUAUCUGCUUCAAAUUAAGGGUUUCUUCUCUGAAAAAUCGAUUAAGAAAACAGAAAACACACAUUGAUAAUAAAGAAAACACAAAACAUCGCAAUCCCCAUCGAAACCUGUGUAAAAUCAUCAUUUUUCACCAGAGUAGCAUUUUUGCGAUCAAAGUUUGCAAAUUUAACAUGAAUAUAAAGAUUUUUGUGACAAAAAGAACUUUGGUGACAACAGAAAAAAUUAAAAAUUGAAAGCAACGAAGAAAAAAAGCGAAAUUCGAAAAAAAUAGCGAAGCCUAUUGUCCAUAGAGCAACUUUACUGCAAAGCGCUCUUUUCGCGGGAACUCAAGAUUUCCUUUCUCCGAAUUUGAAUUAUUUUUUCUUCAAAACUAGGAACUACUGUACGUUUCCAAGUUCACCGUUCGAUUCGCAAUGAAAAGCUCUACAAAGUACUGCUUUGAACUGAAACACCGUUUUUUACUGCCCCUAUGCCUUUAACUUUUUUGAGAGCUGCAUUUUGGUCUGCUUAACUUUUUUGAGAGCUGCAUUUUGGUCUGCUUAGCAUUACUAUAUCGGAUUUUUGUUUUGGUCUGCUUAAAUUUUGAGAGCUGCAUUUUGGUCUGCUUAGCUUCCGUAACUUCAAUUUUGGUCUUUUCAAUUCUUUGAGGACUGCGUUUGGGUCUGCUUAUCAUUAGUUUAUCGGAUUUUUAUUUUGGUCUGCUUAACUUUUUUGAGAGGUGCAUCAUAGUUUAUUGAAACUCAAUUUUGGUCUGCCCAACUUUUUGGAGAGCUGGAUUUUGGUUGCUAAGACUUGGGAUUUUUUCUAGUGCGCUUAAAGAACCGGAAGGUUUUGAAAACCUGAAAAUUAGUUAUUGAAAUUUCUGAUCUGACUAAGUAUAACAUGUUAAAUCGAGUAUUAAAAUACCGCUCUUCGGCUAUCUCUUUUUUAAUACUCGAAAAAUUCAAAUUUUGAUUCAAAAAACAUGCAAAUAUUUCUUUCAGGGUCCAUCAGCCUCUGACGCCGGCCAGUAUCGAUGCAACAUCCGAAACGACCAAGGCGAAACCAACGCUAACCUGGCUCUGAAUUUCGAAGAGCCUGACCCAACUGAACGACAAGAGCGCAAGAGAUCAACCGCAAGCCCGAGGCCGUCGUCCCGCGGCCCCGGCGAGCGUCCCAGCUCCCCGAAAAAGUCCCUCAAAUCUCGCGAAGGAACCCCAAAGCGCAGUUUGAAGCCGCGCGAAGGAUCGCCCAGCAAGAAAUUGAGGUUAGUAUAAGAUUUGAAAAAAAAAGGUAUAUGAAUUUUAUGAAAAUUUUUUCGAUAAAUUUUCGAUUCAAAAACAAUUGACUUCGAGUGUGAAAUGAAAAUGAUUUGAAAAAGAGAACUUGAUUUUUAUUCCAGAUCUCGAACAUCGACACCAACACAAGAAGAAGCGUCGCAGUCCCAGUCGCUUCAGGCUCAACAGCAGUCCGAAUCGAGGAGAUCAAGUAAAACUGACAAGAUGGAAAUCGAUCAAGGUAUGGAAGGCAGGAGUGAUUUUGGAAAAUACAUUCAUAAAUUGUAAAAAAAAAGUCCUUUUUUAGAAUCGUCUCUAGAUUUUGGUCUGCUUAAACUUUUGAGAGCUGCAUUUUGUACUUUUUUUCUACUUGGGGACUUUUUUUUGGCCUGCUUAGCUUCUAGGAACUUUAUUUUUGUCAAACCUUUGAGAGCUGCAUUCUGUUCUGUUCAUAGAAAAAUUUUUUAGCGCACGGUUAAAUUUUUGAUGAAAAAGAUCCAGACUGUACUUUGAACCCCAAGAAAAGAAACGGUUGAAACAGAUCUGGUUUUUGAGUUAAUACGCUUCCAAAGCUCUAAAUACCCCUUUCGUGUCAUAAUUAGUUAUAAUUUGAGAAUGUGAGGAAAAAUUUUGUUACGCAAGUGACCUCAUUGAGCAAACACUAUGUGUAGUUUUUAGCUUAGGCUUUUUAAGUUUCUCACAUGAAGAGAAACGAGAAACAUAGAAUCAUUUUCGGAUUUUCAGUGUCAGGAAAGCGGAAGCCCGACGGUUUGCCGCCACCGCCAGCUGACGAGAAGAAACUUCGGGCGGGAAGUCCCAACUCGCGCCGAAGUCCCGGAAGGAAGUCACCAUCGCCCGCGCCGGCUUCGAAAUCGAGCAGCGCCAAUUCCUCCGCUCGUGACAAGUUCACUCGGCCGCCGAUCGUUCUCGAAGCCAGUCGGUCCAAGGUGAGAAGACUGGAUAGAAAAUAUCAAAUAUUUCAAGCAGUUCUAACUUUUUGAAAAGUUUUCAACAAAAAAAAUGUGAAAUAAUUCUGAAAUAAUCAUUCUUGUCAGACCGGAAAAAAACUGGCUCCUCAGUGGUUCUCGAGGUCGAAUGGCAGUGCCACACGACGACGAUCAUCGAGUGGUACAGGUAUGAUAUAUUACUCAUGUUACCUGUUAUAUUGCUCAUGUUCCAGAGAUGGAAAAUUGAUCAAGAACUCGUCGGAAUAUUCCCAGACGUUCGACGGCAACAUUGCGCGGUUGAACGUCAAGAAUUUGUCCGAGGACAAAACUGGUGAUUUUUUAAUCUUUCAUGAUAUUCGCUGAAACAAAUUCAAGCAACAAAAAGGAAAAAAAUUGAGAAAAAAAAAAAAGUGAAAAAAACUUUUUGUGAGAACUUGCUGUUGCGGAUUAAACGCGCUCCACCGCACUCCCCUCUUUCUCUGUGCUCUCCGAGUGAGAGAGUAAUUUCGAGCUUUUUCCAAUUUUUCAACUUUUUUUUUUUUUACUUUUUUCAGUAUUUAUUAUAAUUUUUUUAGGUCUCUACAAAUGCCACGCCACUUGUGAAUAUGGAGAAGCUCAGAGCAGCGCCAUGGUCAAAUUGGAUGCUUCCGGUUGAUUUUUUUUCAAAUUCAAUUUACAAUUUAUCGAUUUUCCAGAAGAUGAAGAAUAUUCACAUCGGCGAACAGAACAACAGAGCAAAAUCGAAGAGGAAGAUCGCAGCGAAAGCCUUGUGGCGAAGAAAAAGACGACGAGGCGAUCGAAGUCGAAGAGCAAGAGCCCGGUGAUUUUUUGUCAAAAUCAUUUUUAACAAGUUCUGGAAUCAAAUAUGACUAGUUAGUAGCGUUUAAGAGAAUCUUCUAGUUGAAGUUAUGUAUCAAGUUUUUUUGAGAGAAUUAUAUUCAAGAGGAAUAUGCAGUAAUUUUUAUUCAUAGUUCUGAAAAUUAUAAAAAUUUUACUGGCUAUAAACUGAGAUUAUUAUAUAUUUUUUUGAUCGUCUGUUUGGAUUUGAAAUUUUUAUUAACUGGAGUUUAUAUUCUACAAGGCUUCCUAGACUUAGAAUACAGCUGAAAAACGAAUCUGCGCUUUGAAAAUUUCAUAAAGUUUUGUCUCUGCGCUUUUUAAAUAGUGUCAUUAAAAAGUCUUUAACGAACAGUUCCAAAAAAAUGAAAAAUUAUACGAGAAAAACGGAAUUAUUAGAAACUACAACAGAUGAAGUUUUUUUCAGUAGUGUUUUUCUGGGCAGUUGCAAAAGUUUUAUCAGUUAAAAAGAGCUCAGAUAAGAAUUUUUAUAAUAAUUUACCGAGUAAAUUGGAAAAAAAUAUAAGUUUUAGAAAAAAAGUUUUUUUCGAAUAUACCAAAUUAUUGAUCUUUUACGGAAAGUUUAACGUCGUAUAUAUUUCAUAAGCCAGUAUUUUUUAUGCGAUUUCCGAUUCCUGAAUCGAUAUGAAACCUCUGAAUUUUCUCACGCUCUAUUGUAUGUGAACAAAUGUGCAUUCAAACGCAUUUUGACGAUGAAUUGAGGUUUUCUUCAAAAAUUUUGUGAAUAAAAUAUCUUUUUUUCCAGGCGCCGCCGUCACGGAAAGCGAGCAGCCGGCUUGAUGCUCAGAAGGCUGAGGUAAACUUUUUCAGAAAAAUAUCGAAUAAAAAAACUCUAGAAAAAUUCUUUUUAUAAUUUUUGUAUUUAGUAUAAUAGUAUUUAGAUUUUUUAAAACUUUAUGCUUUUUCAGGCCUCGGAAUCAGAAGACCAACGAAGCUCCAGUCGCCGAAACAGCAACCGACCUGAACCCGACGAUGAGGUCUGUUGGAUAUUGUUACAGGUCUGUGGUACUGUGGAGCUUGAAGCAAUAUUUUUGAAGAAUUUUUAAAAAUUUAUCUUAUUGUAGAGAAGUUAUUAGGACAGCUUUUUAUACCUUGAAAAUUUGGUCAAACGAACUUGUCGUAUAUGAGUGGAUCUCCGCCCCCUCUGAACACUGGAUACAGUAGAAAAAAUUGUGCUUUUUCACGCUCCAAGAGCUUUUUUGUCGGCAUCUUUGACAGUCCAUUAGAAUUUUGAGACCUUAUGGUUUGAGUCUGACCUCAAGACCGAAAAGCUCUGAGGAGCUAGUUUGAAGUAGUUUGAGCCGUUAAAACUUUUUCUGAAGGCCUACAGUAAGAUGUACCGUAACCUCUGAAUAUUGAUUGGGAGUGCUUGGAGUACAGUAGGACCUAUCGGGCCUACAUUCCAUACAGCUACAGUAACCCUUGGAGUACAUAUAGCUUCCAAAUCUCACUGAACUAGAAGUACAGUAUCCCUAGUUGAACCUUGUCUGAACUUCAAAAGAUCUAGUUUCGAAGGGCGUCUAUUUGUUAGAGGUGAGCAAACUACGAAAAGCUUUUGGAGCAAUCUGGUUUUACAGUAGCCUUUAAGUACGGUAAAAGGACUUUUACAGUAGUUUUUGUUGAACCCUCAAAGCUGUUUCAAGUCUUAUUAGGAAGUUGUGUUGUGUGAGCAAGCUACAAUUUGUGUGAGCAAACUACAGUUUGAGAAAUCGCCCAAAUUCAUCUACAGUAAUCCUAGAAGUUCAGUAGGUCGUAGUGAUUAUCAUAGAUUUCCAGUCGUCGAUAUGGAUCUUGAAAUACCGUCAUUUUUUAUAGUGUGAGUUACAGUAACCGAAGUUGUACAUUGAUCAAACUUUCAAGCUUCCAUGUUAACAGCAAAAGGCCAUUAAGUAACCCUAGACGUAAAGUAGGAGAUAAUAAUGCUCCUGGAUGUCCAGCCGUUGAUGUAGAUCUGAAAGACAUUGUUCAGAAAGUAAAAAUACGAUAAUCGAAGUUACAGUAACUCAAGCCUUCUGAGCAAUUAGAGUUAAAGCUUCGAUUUUAGCAGGAGAAUGACGGGAACAGUAAUCCUAGAAGUACAGUAGGACAUAAUGAAGCUCCUGGACAUCCCGACCUCGAAAAACCUUGA